AUGCCAGUUAUACCUCGGGUUGAUCGAUUGAAAACCUUGUAUGCCGCUGCGAAAGGACUCAAUUAUUCUUGGAGAUUAAAAGAUUUUCUAUCCGCUCCGCAGCACAACGGUGUCACUACUUAUAUUCCGCAGCUGCAUCGAGUGACAAUACGUUUUUGCAAACAGGCUAGCAAUAGUGCAGGAGUGCGUAAUUAUGUGGAACGAGAGCUAGUUAAAUUCGCGAGAGAGAAUCCGUCGGUUGUUGUUUAUGUCCUACCUGUGCGUAAUACAACACCUACUCUAAGAGCUGAGUAUGGUAAUGGGCGCAUGGUUCACGUGAACAUAUCGCACUGUUCGGAAGUGAAGAUGUCAAAAUGGAUGAAUUUGUUGAGGACACGAAGUGGUCAACCAAUUGUUGAAUUGGAAUCUUCACAAACUGCUGCACUUGAUAGCGUGCAGGGAAUGUGGAAUCCACUGUACAACCUCAGUAGCGAGCAAAAUUUGCCAGACUGGCCGAAGCAGAAGUUUUCAGCUUGUCGCUCUGCUGAAACGUCUGCCCAGGAGUAUAUUGCUUCACUUGCCGAAAGUUCUGAUGAAUGUAAAGAAAAAGUUGAAGCUGUAGAGUCAUUAAAAAGCGCUAGGUAA
Messenger RNA from Enterobius vermicularis (human pinworm), 624 nucleotides. The record is from the annotation of a GenBank genome assembly. Lineage: Eukaryota; Metazoa; Nematoda; Chromadorea; Rhabditida; Oxyuridae.